GCACAGCGCCUUUUUUAGACGUGGUGGCUUAGUGAAGAGGGUGGGUGGCGGUCGUCGCUGUACCCACGGUCGCGGUACGUGCCCAGCCUGGCAGAGACGGUUCCAGGCACGGAGAGAACGGGCAAUCCGCUCAGCCUGCUGGCGGGGCGGGCAGCGUGGCGCUAUUCUGCCAGUGAAUGCCUGGAGGGACUGCGCAAGCCUAGGGUGUGAGCGCAGCCGGCGCCCGGCCCGGCAGGCGCCGUACAAGGCAGGGCGUUCGCCCGCGGCGCGCACGUAGGGCGGCCACUUCGGCGUGGGUGGAGCUGCACCGUGCCGACAAGAUGGCGAUGGUGGCCUUCGGGGUGGCGAAAAGGUUGCGGCUGGUGGCACCAGCGGUGAGUCUCGCUUUUACUCGUUCCGCAUUUGUUGCAAAAAAACGCAAUUAUGACCAACCAAACUGGUUUGGAGUAGCCUUGGCUUUUGGCACCAGUGCUGCCUUGUGGGCUUUUCUUUUCAGGCAGCAUGAGGAUGAUGUAAUGGAGUAUGAAAGAAGAAAAGCAGAGAGACAUCAUAAGUGUAUGGGAUGUUCAUAGUUGAUGGUAUAUGUUCAGUGAGAUCACCAGUUGCCCUGCAAAUGGGUUCAGCAGAAUUAUAAAGCAUCUAAAUAAUUCUGUGUUCAUAUAUGUCAUGUGUAAAAGUAUGAAAUAAAUUAUAAAGUCUGGAAGGAA
Molecule: messenger RNA, 707 nt
Organism: Pogoniulus pusillus (Red-fronted tinkerbird)
Lineage: Eukaryota; Metazoa; Chordata; Aves; Piciformes; Lybiidae
Gene: NDUFC1
Product: NADH:ubiquinone oxidoreductase subunit C1
Exons: 4
Coding region: 321-572 (83 amino acids)
Cellular component (GO): mitochondrion
Source: RefSeq, a predicted model, not a curated record